This is a messenger RNA of Aspergillus thermomutatus, 429 nucleotides long. RefSeq lists its product as uncharacterized. Bases 1 to 429 code for a protein of 142 amino acids. The record is from RefSeq and is a predicted model, not a curated record. The transcript has a single exon. Lineage: Eukaryota; Fungi; Ascomycota; Eurotiomycetes; Eurotiales; Aspergillaceae.
AUGACCAAGGACCUUGUCAGUCAGGCACAGCCGUCGACUAUGGCCCCUCCGCUGACCUUCUCUAGAGCUUCGACGUCUACUUCUCCAAUGAACAAGCCCACACCCGCUUCGGGGACGGCAAAACCCUUGCAGAACAGUGCGUUGAAUCUCAUCAUCACUUUGUUUAAGCUCCAGACUGACCGUGUCAUCCAUAGUCUCCGUGAAAUCUACGAAGGCGAAGACCUCGUCUUCCCCGAUACCUUUGAGCACAGCGACACCUCUCCCCCGGUGCAGUACUUGACGUGGGACUCCCAUCAUAAUCCCUCCUCCUCUACAGCCAUACUAAUUAGCCACAGCGUCGAAGCGCCUGACGAUAUGACUGUCGAGGAACUUUACGAGGUAGAGGUUCCUCCUGGAUUGAUGGUGAGGAUUGAGGAGUUGCCGCAGUAG